AUGCAGCGACUCGCGCUGUCGCAGGAGGACAAGCAAGUACGGGACUGGUUCAUUGAGACAACAAAGGCAUUGAAAUGCGAGGUCACGGUGGAUGAAAUGGGUAACAUCUUCGCUGUUCGCCCUGGACGACGGACUGACGUCCCACCCACUUUCAUUGGCAGCCAUCUGGAUACGCAGCCGACAGGUGGCCGGUAUGAUGGAAUUCUGGGUGUGCUCUCCGGUAUUGAAACGCUGAAAGUAAUUGACGAAAUGGGAUUGGAGACGGAAGGUGGAAUUGGAGUUGUCAACUGGACAAACGAAGAGGGUGCCCGGUUCCCCAUUAGCAUGGUGUCUUCUGGCGUUUGGGCAGAAUGCAUCCCCCUCGAACGAGCACAUGGGCUUAAAGAAGUCCCAACAGUCGCGUCUCUCCCGACCGCAUCUUCUGCCCCAGAGUCUAUGAAGUCUGCGUUGGAGAAGAUCAACUAUCUCGGAAGUGUCCCGUGCUCAUACAAGCAAACACCCAUGGCGGCCCACUUCGAGCUACACAUCGAGCAAGGCCCCCAUCUUAUUUCUGCAGGCCAGCACGUUGGUGUCGUUACCGCCGUUCAGGCAUACCGUUGGUUCCACCUCACGAUCUUUGGCAGAGAUACCCACACGGGUACUACCGCGUUCGAACACCGUGCAGAUGCCCUAUAUGCCUUUGCUCGUAUGAUGGUACGUGCUCGUGAGGUUGCCUCCUCCCACGGCUGUCUGGCUAGCGUUGGAAUUGUAGAGGCAAAGCCCGGCAGUGUGAACACAGUUCCCGGCACUGUCAGCUUCACUCUCGACAUUCGCGGCCCAGAAAGCGAACUGGUCCAGGUUGUAGAAGACCAAUUGAGAAAGGAGUUCGAUUCGAUCGCCGCAGAAGAGGGUAAGGGUAUUGGCAAGCCUUGCCGCGUAGAGUGGACCCUUGACUUCGAUUCGCCCGCUGUCAAGUUCCACCCUGACUGCAUCGAGUGCGUGCAGCAAUCCGCGGAGGCUGUCGUUUCGGACGUUAAUGCUGCGGAGCCUAAGUCCCUCAUGCGGACAAUCAUGAGCGGGGCGGGCCACGAUAGUGUCUUCACCUCCAAGAGAGUGCCGACCAGCAUGAUCUUCGUUCCCUGCAAAGAUGGGCUGAGCCAUCACCCGGAGGAGUUCUGCUCCGCAGAUGACUGCGCAACAGGUGCAUCAGUCAUCUUGCAAGCAGUGAUCCGUUAUGAUCGAAAGAGGUUCUCGAAAUGA
Messenger RNA from Aspergillus luchuensis, 1239 nucleotides. Its product is annotated as M20 family metallo-hydrolase. Lineage: Eukaryota; Fungi; Ascomycota; Eurotiomycetes; Eurotiales; Aspergillaceae. Bases 1 to 1239 code for a protein of 412 amino acids. The transcript is spliced from 2 exons. The record is from RefSeq and is a predicted model, not a curated record. Gene Ontology annotation, molecular function: hydrolase activity, acting on carbon-nitrogen (but not peptide) bonds, in linear amidines.